GGUAGUCUUAAGUCUAAGAGAGUUGAAACUUUUGCACCACGUGUGGCGGCUAAUUAAACCUGUCAUCUUUCCCCCACCACAUUCCAAAUUACUUCAAAUGGAUAGAUAUUAGAUUGGAAGCUACCCAACCCCUCUUUCCGAUGUCUAUUCUAAACCACCAGUUUUCGGUUUUCCAGUUCGUCUUUUACUUCUAUUUUUCAUACCAGUCCAACGUCACUUACCAUUUAGUCACCCCUGCAAAUCUGUCGUAGUCUGAUGAAAAUUUAUUUUCUUGAACAAAGGCAUUUUGGAAGGCAGAUUUUGGAAUUAGGAGCUUCGAGUUCUGAGGAUGAGGAUGAGAUACAGAUUGUGACAGACGGAUUUGUGAUUCUCUUCCUUUAUUAUCUCGGAAUCUUCUUUUUCGUUUGUGUAAUCUUUUUGCCUUUUUCUUGGUCCACACCGUCUUUAUAAAGAUCCAGUAUUUCUCUCUUUUUAUCUUUUCAAUAAGAAAUGGCACGGUUUUUUCUGAAGUUAAUCCCGAGUUAUGACUAGUUUAUUCUAAUGAAGAAGCCAAGUGAAACGAAGAAUUCGAUGUUAAGAUGAAGAUAGUACUGGCAAAUGAACUCAACAUGUGGAGACUUGAAGAACAAGAAACUCAAUCAUUUACAACAAGAGUGCUGAUUUUAUACCUUCUGCUAACCUUUUGCAUAGAACCCAGUUCAAUUUUCUCAAGAAGCAGAAAGAAAGCUUCCAUAGAAAUGCUAAAAGAUGGAAUUAGGAAUUAGAGGAGUAAAGCCAGACGAACCAACCAUUAACAACCAUAACACCACUGCGGCAGCUUCAUCAUCAUCAGGUGGAAGCAACAUGAACCCUACGAAUAACAGCCACACCUUGGCUCAGUAUGGUGCUGAUGCGAGGUUAUUAUCAGAGUUUGAGCGUUCUGUCGGAUCUGGUAAGUCUUUUAACUACUCGGAUAUGCUCACAAGUUCACCAAAAGCUGUGGCGGAAAAAGAAAUGACUGCUUAUUUAGAAGCAAUUCAAAGGGGUCGCUUCGUUCAACCAUUUGGUUGUAUGGUCGCAAUUGAAGAACCCACUUUUAGAAUUAUAAGUUUUAGUGAAAACUGCUUCAGCAUGUUGAGUUUGAAUCCGGAUGAGCCCAAAAGUCUGCUCGGAAUCGAUGCUAGAACCCUUUUCACCUCAAGUUCUUCGAUUUCGUUACAAAGAGCUGUGGCUUCUACAGAAAUCACUUUGUUAAACCCGAUUUGGGUUCAUUCUAAAAAGACCCAUAAACCAUUUUACGCUAUCCUUCAUAGGAUUGAUGUGGGUGUUGUGAUUGAUUUAGAGCCAGCUAACUCUAGUGAUCCCACCUUAUUACUUGCUGGUGCAGUUCAAUCGCAAAAACUUGUUGUUAGAGCAAGUUCUAGACUGCAAUCUCUCCCCGGAGGAGAUAUCGGGGCUCUAUGUGAUACUGUUGUAGAAGAAGUUCAAAAGCUUACAGGUUAUGAUAGGGUAAUGAUUUACAAGUUCCAUGACGAUGAACACGGUGAAGUUGUUUCAGAAAUUAGAAGAUCCGAUUUAGAACCGUAUUUGGGACUUCACUAUCCAGCUACAGACAUCCCACAAGCAGCUCGAUUCUUGUUCAAACAGAAUCGUGUAAGGAUAAUAGUUGAUUGUUGUGCGGAAUCUGUUCGAGUGAUUCAAAGUGACGAGUUAAAGCAACCUUUAUGUUUGGUUAAUUCUACCCUACGAGCCCCACAUGGGUGCCAUGCGGUUUACAUGGCUAACAUGGGUUCUAUGGGGUCUUUAGUGAUGGCAAUUCUUGUAAAUAACAAUGCAUCCAUGAAGCUAUGGGGGUUGGUGGCCUGCCACCAUACUUCACCUCGUUAUGUCCCGUUCCCACUUCGAUAUGCGUGUGAGUUUCUAAUGCAAUCGGUUGGUUUACAGCUUUAUAUGGAACUUCAAUUAGCUGAACAGAAAGCCGAAAAAAGGGUACUCAGUAUGCAAACGACUUUAUGUGACAUGGUACUAAGAGAUUCCCCUUUUUCGAUUAUAACUCAGUCUCCUAGCAUAAUGGAUUUAGUAAAUGUGAUGGGGCGGCUUUGUAUUACAAUGAGAAAAUUUUGUUACUUGGUGUAACUCCAAAUGAAUCACAAGUUGUGGAUAUAGCUAAUUGGUUGUAUAGUGAACAUAAAGACUCAACGGGGUUUAGUACCGAGAGUUUGUUAAAUGCUGGUUAUCCUGGUGCGGUUUUGCUUGGUGAUGCUGUUUGUGGUAUGGCUGCUGCACGAAUCACUUCUAAAGAUUUCUUGUUUUGGUUUAGAUCACAUAAAGAAAAAGAAACGAUUUGGGGAGGGGCAAAGCAUCAUCCUGAAGAAAAAGAUGAUGGUAAUAGAAUGGAUCCAAGAUCUUCUUUUAAGGCGUUUCUUGAAGUGGCAAAGAGUCGAAGUUUGCCCUGGGAAGUUUCUGAGAUAAAUGUGAUUCAUUCUUUGCAGUUGAUAAUGAGAGCAUCCGUUCAAGAUAUUGGUGAUAAUGGUGGCGAUGGUCGUAAGGUGGUGAAAUAUGUUCAAGAAAGCGAGAGUAUAGGUCAAGGGAUGGAUGAAAUCCGUGCGGUUGCAUGUGAAAUGGUGAGAUUGAUUGAAACGGCGUCUGUCCCGAUCUUUGGGGUUGAUGGAUCUGGUUUGAUCAAUGGAUGGAAUGCGAAAAUUGCAGAGUUGACCGGUGUGGUGGCUAGUGAAGCUAUGGGGAAGUCUUUGAUUGAUGAAUUUAUUCUUGAAACGUCACGUGGAGUCGUUGAAGAUCUUCUCCGUAGAGCGUUGAAAGGUGAGGAAGAGAAAAAUGUUGAACUGGAACUACGGAAGGCUGGUACAGAUCAGAAAAACAACACCACUAUAUACAUCAUGGCUAAUACAUGCACAAGCCGGGACUACAUGAACAAUGUGAUAGGAGUAUGCUUUGUGGGUCAAGAUGUAACAACCGAGAAAAUUGUCAUGGAUAAAUUCGUACGCAUGGAAGGAGAUUAUAAGGCGAUUAUACAAACUCUAAAUCCAUUAAUUCCUCCUUUAUUUGCUUCCAAUGAGAAGGCCUGUUGUUCUGAAUGGAACGCCGCCAUGGAAGAGCUUUCCGGUCGCCGGAGACAUGAAGUUAUCGGAAAAGUGCUUCCUGGGGAGGUUUUUGGGGGGUCUAUGUCGCCUCAAAGAUGAAGACACUUUGAUGAAAUUUACGAUUUUGCUGUAUAGAACAAUCAAUGGUCAUGAUACCUCCGAUAUGCCAUUUUCAUUUUUUGGGAAAGAUGGGAAUCUUGUGGAGGUUUAUCUGACAGCAAAUAAAAAAGUUGGUGAAGGCGGAAAAGUGGUUGGGUGUUUUUUCUUCUUGCAGACUAGUCCGCAAGUGUCUUUUGGUGAAGAUGAAGGAGAAUUUGUAUUGAAACGUGAUAAUUUGGCGUACAUUAAGCAAGAAAUCAAGAACCCUUUAAACGGGCUGCAGUUCACUCAUAAACUUCUUGAAAACUCGGGUGUUUCGGAUGAUCAGAAGCAGUAUCUAGAGACGAGUGUUGCUUGUGAGAGACAAAUUGCAUCAAUCAUUGAGAACUUGGAUAUAAAAAGUAUUGAAGAGGGCAGCAUGAAGCUGAACAUGGACCAAUUUGUGAUGGAGAAUCUUUUAGAUGCCAUUGUGAGCCAAGUCAUGAUGGUGUUGAAGGAAAAGAAUAUACCACUAGUUCAUGAAAUACCUGAUCAAGUAAAAAAACUUGCUCUUCUUGGUGAUCAACUUAGGCUGCAGAUGGUGUUGUCAGAUUUCUUGCUCAGCAUUGUGCAUCAUGCACCUUCACAGGACGGGUGGGUGGAGAUCAAAGUGUCACCUGGACUACGGAUGAUACAUGAUGGGCAUGAAUUCAUUCAUCUACAGUUCAGAAUGACUCAUCCUGGUCCAGGCUUGCCAGCAAAUAUCAUCGGAGACAUGUAUGAAGACCGAAAACAAUGGGAAUUCAAAAUCAAUUCAAAAGGGACGCAGUUGGAAAAUAAACAUAGAAUGAGAACAAGUUCACAAGCGAUGAACUUUGAGAAGAAUUGUUCUGGAAAUCCACCAGAAUAG
Lactuca virosa is the source of this 4068-nucleotide messenger RNA. The record is from the annotation of a GenBank genome assembly. Lineage: Eukaryota; Viridiplantae; Streptophyta; Magnoliopsida; Asterales; Asteraceae.